AUGAACCCAUCUGCCUUGCUCAACAAGCAUACUCCCGAUGGAACACUGCUGCUCGUUGAACUCAUUGGCAGCGGGUCCUUUAGUCUCGUCUAUAGAGCCCUUAGUGUCGACAACGGGACUGAGUAUGCUGUAAAGUGUCUAUUCAAAGUCAAUCUCAACCCUCAUCAACUGGCCAUACAACGCCAAGAAGCUUCCAUUCUAUCCAUGCUGCCACCACAUAUAAACCUCAUCCAACUGGAACGAGUGAUUGAAUCCCCUCAUGUCCUGUUCCUGGUCUUUGAAUAUCUCUCAAAUGACUUGUUUGAUACCAUCAUGGCCGCGCAAAAUAGCAAGGAACAGGGCUUAUCUGAUGAGGCUGUUCGAGAUAUGAUGCUCCAAAUCUGUUCUGCUGUGAAGCACUGCCACGACAAUGGAAUCUACCAUCGCGACAUCAAACCUGAAAACAUCUUGGUCAAGGUCGAUAAUGAUGAUGGUGGAAGGCCUAUAUUGAAACUGGCAGAUUUUGGGCUAGCAACGAUGCAGAGCUUCUCCAAUGACAUCGGUGUCGGCUCAUUGAGGUAUCAAUCGCCUCAAGCCCUCAGGGGAUCAACAUCGCAGCGCACAACUCCAGACUCGUCAUCAGCAUCAGUAAUGAGUCAAUCGUCAAAACUAAGGAGGAGUGAUUCUGUAUGUUUGUCUCCUUCUCCUAUGGGAUACUGGGGUGCCACGAACGAUGUGUGGGCUCUGGGUGUUGUAUUGAUCAACUUGAUUACUGGUCGCAAUCCUUGGGCAGCCGCCAUGCAAAGUGAUCCUACGUUUGCCGCGUUUUGUGAUUAUGAUAAAGACAUCCUGAAUCGAGAGUUUGGGCUGUCCGAUGCUACUGCCUGUAUCAUGCGAGGUGUAUUUGAGCAUGACGAGGAUGCCCGACUAUCAAUGAAUGAACUGAUGCAAGCCAUCAAAGCCGCACCCAGCUUCCGAAUGAAACCAAUACGUGAUAAAACAGGCCGCUAUACCACCGACGAGAUUCCAAACUUGGAAAUGGUGUCAUCCUAUACCCAACCACACCACUUUAUCAUAUCACAAUCACCAUCUCCAACACGCAAAACAAAUCCAAUCUCGAUUACCACAAACUCUUGGAACUCUCGUGCUGCUGCAUUUCAACCAAAGAUUGGAAUUGCAGCUGCCAGAUCAUAUAAACAAUCUUCAUGGAGUAGCGAUUUGGAUGACAUGAACUGGGAAGCUUUACCGCAAUUUGAUGAAUCUGGAACGGCAAUCAAGGAUGCAGGUCUGGCUCGUAUAGAAGAUGAUGAGGAUGUAGAUAGUCAAGAAGGAAGCUCUCAGGAAGCAGCCACUCCACGUUUAUCAGACGACGACGACCUGCUAUUCUCAUUUGAUCAUACGUCUAUAUCCAGAGCCGUGGAAUCACGUACUAUGCAAGAUUUUCACGAUGAAGGUAUACUAGGCAAGAAGAACCGUGGCUCUGUCGAAAGUUUUGAUGAUAAGGCAAGGAAGGUCAUUAAGGGGGCAGUCUCUAGCCUGGAAAGCUGGGCAAAAUCCUGGGAGUCGUCUGUUGCAGUUGGUGGAAAGGACAAUACAAGGUAG
Molecule: messenger RNA, 1581 nt
Organism: Synchytrium microbalum
Lineage: Eukaryota; Fungi; Chytridiomycota; Chytridiomycetes; Synchytriales; Synchytriaceae
Exons: 7
Coding region: 1-1581 (526 amino acids)
Biological process (GO): autophagy; peptidyl-serine phosphorylation
Cellular component (GO): cytoplasm
Molecular function (GO): protein serine/threonine kinase activity; ATP binding
Source: RefSeq, a predicted model, not a curated record